This is a messenger RNA of Lotus japonicus, 2766 nucleotides long. Its product is annotated as pentatricopeptide repeat-containing protein At4g21880, mitochondrial-like. Gene Ontology annotation, molecular function: protein binding. NCBI's taxonomy places the organism in Eukaryota, Viridiplantae, Streptophyta, Magnoliopsida, Fabales, Fabaceae. The coding region runs from base 299 to 2530 and encodes 743 amino acids. The record is from RefSeq and is a predicted model, not a curated record. The transcript is spliced from 16 exons.
CAUCAUUUAGGAAAAAAAAAAGGAGAAAGAAGGGACCGUGAAAAACAGAGGAGGAGAAACUGAAAGAAUCCAGGGGCGUCGCUUACACCCAAAACACCUCCUCACACAAGGAAUCAAACAUAUGUAGCCAGGUAACAGAAGGUGGGACUGCACUACUGAAACUUUGCUUCAAUUUCUUUGUUGUUGAGAAAUUCUAAAAAGCCAGGGGUGACUAAGCAGGGGGUUUCACUUCCAUCAUCAGCAGAUUCCACUUCCUCCAAAUAAAUUUUGAAUGUUGCGUGGUUCCAUUCCAUUGUAAAUGCAAAUGCGCUACUCCUACCUUAGAAAUCUAUGCACUGGGUUACGUUCACGUUUAGCCAUUAACCGCGGUACUUCCAACCCUCAAUCUUCUUCUUCUUCCAGACUCCAUGAAAUCUCUACGCUCUCAAGUCUCAAGCUUGAGCGACCCUCUGAUUCAGGCGAGUCAUCAGAUGCGGUGUUUAAGCAGAUUUCAUCUAUUUUCUACGGCGGUCAGUCGCUCGAGGGACCUGAUGGUGCCAAUGAGUCUGAAAGAGUGCAAAAUAUGUCAUGGUUGUCAAAUGUAUCUCAGAACAAUAUAUUGUUGCGGCGGAGAGACCAUGCUCGUGAAAGGAAAAGAAAAUUUGAGUUUGAAUUUGCACAAGAAAGCCGUUUUCAGAAGUUAAUUAAAAUAUGUGCUUUGAAACUAGGAACAGAGGCUGCUAUUGAGUUGUUUGGUAAAGUGGGACGAGUACCGGGCUUGAAAGGAUACAAUGCAUUGGUAGAAAUAUGCAUAGACAAGGCUAGGGGAGCUGAUGAUGAAGACAUUGCAAUAGAAGAAAUGGGCAAGGUUUUUCAACUUUUUAAAUCAAUGACGGAACAAGGUUUAAAGCUAGAGGAGCAAACAUAUCGCCCACUUCUUUUGUAUGUAAUUGACAUGCAUAUGGUUGAAGAGUUUCAAUUUUUCUGCCAUGUUAUCAAAGAAGAGAAUCCCAGUUCUGUUACAAGACUGGGUUACUAUGAAUUGAUGCUGUGGUUAAGAGUUAAUAAUGAAGAAAAGAUUCAGGGUAUCUAUAACUAUAUUGCAGAGAAUGAUGGUCAGGACCCUUCUAAUUUGCGAGAAAGCUAUUUGUUGGCCCUUUGUGAGAGUGACCGGAAGGAGAAGAUUUUGGAACUGUUGGAAAUCAUAGACAUAAAAAAGCUUUCAUCUGCCGAAUCUGUAGCAAAGAUAUUUCAGGCAUUAGGAAGGCUACUAUUGGAACCGGUUGCGGAGAAGCUCCUUUUGGACUUCAAAACUAGUAAUUAUGAAGCCGAUAAUAUUACAAACUUCAUUGCUAGUUAUGCUGUUAGCAUUCCAAAUUUAUUGGUUGAGGAUGUCAUAACAAAAUUCAAGGAUUUACACCAAAUGCUAGAAAUUUCACCUUCUUCCUCGUCAUACGAGAAGCUCAUUUUACAUAGCUGUGCAUUGUUCAAGGUGCAUGUCGCUCUCGAUAUAGUUGAUGAAAUGUGUGAAGCCGGCUUGGCAUUAUCAACUGAGGUGUUACACUCCAUAUUACAAAUUUGUGAUGAAACAUCUGAAUAUAAUUUGGUCCAUCGGGUCUUCUCUACCAUACGUCACUACAAUCUGGAAUCAAAUGAUGAAACGUUCAGACGUAUGAUAGAUUUGUUCAUGAAGAUGAAAGAUUUUGAAGGUGCAUACAAGAUGCUUGAUGAUUUGAAGGGAAUGAAUAUGGUGCCGACAACAGGCAUGUACAAUGCCAUAAUGGCAGAAUGUUUUCGAGAGAGAAACAUUAGUGAUGGGGUGAGGGUCUUUGAACAAAUGCAAUGUGCUGAUAUAAAACCUGAUUCACAGACUUACAGCCAUCUGAUUUCCAACUCUGAAACUGAAGAAGAUAUAGUAAAGUAUUAUGAAGAACUGAAGCAUUCUGGAAUGAGAGCUACAAAGCAAAUUUUCACGGCACUCAUAAAUGCUUACGCUUCGUGUGGACAGUUGGAGAAAGCAAAACAGGUAAUCGUAGACCCAUUGAUACCAAUGAGAAGCUUGAACCAAAUCAAGAGUGUUCUUGUCUCAGUUCUUGCAUCACAUGGGCAAUUGUUUGAGGCUUUUCUUAUUUACGAUGAAAUCAAGCAAGCUGGACACACUCUAGAGCCAAAAGAUGUUAUGAGUCUCAUUGAGCACAUUCGUUCCGACGGAGAGUUGGAUAGGUUGCUACUGCUACUUGAGGAAUUGAAAGGUACAGACCAUUGGAAUGAUGCUUGCUGCAGAAUCAUCUUGUACUGUAUUUGGAAUGAACAUUUAAGUUCUGCUAUUGACUUGUGUAAGCUCCUCAAGGAAAAGCUCGAAAGUGAUGAAAAAUUUAUGGAGGUUCUCUUUGAUAAGGUAUUUUCGCUAAUUGAACGGUCAGAUCCGAAUCAUCUGAACACUUGUCUCAAUUUGCUUUCAGAAAUCAGGGAUAAAAUUGGCACUUUGCCUUCACAGAAAUGUUAUGAUUCUCUAUUUUGUGCUCCUGCUGACGCCAUUGAUUCUGAAUGAGGCUCCUUAAUGUAUAUGUAGUGCUCCUCAUCAAAUUUGUUACUAAUAGGUGCUGAUGUACAUACAAAUUGACCCCUCUAACAAAUUUUAUAACCAAUUUUCACAGAGUGCAGUUUUAGAAUUGCCCUCACAAUGUUUUGCUCACAAGGAAAAAGUAUGAUAUUUGUACUAAAUGAUUAUAUUUAAUAUGUUCUCAUGACAAUAUCAAUGCAAUAUUGAUUCUGAUGCAAAGAAAA